AUGGCAACUAGAUGCUUAUGCUUUGCAACAAUAAUGCUUACUGCUAGCAUCUUAGUGUUAGAAAUUUCUGCUCAACUUGAAUGUGGUGGUAACCUAAUUGGCAUUAAAACGCAAUGUAGCAGUUUCAUUCAAAAGGAAGGAAAAACAAUUCCACCAUCGGAAUCUUGUUGCGCAGCAUUAAAAGGUGCUAAUAUCUCGUGUUAUUGCAAAUACGUGACUCCUGUUGUUGAGAAUAUGGUCAGCAUUGAAAAAGCUUUGUAUGUGGCAAAAACUUGCCAAGCUCAAAAUAUUCCUACGGAUAAGUGUGGAAGUUAUAUUAUUCCUCAUCCUCCUUCAUCUAAGGCUUGA
Vicia faba (fava bean) is the source of this 348-nucleotide messenger RNA. Lineage: Eukaryota; Viridiplantae; Streptophyta; Magnoliopsida; Fabales; Fabaceae. The record is from the annotation of a GenBank genome assembly.